Molecule: messenger RNA, 2483 nt
Organism: Lethenteron reissneri (Far Eastern brook lamprey)
Lineage: Eukaryota; Metazoa; Chordata; Hyperoartia; Petromyzontiformes; Petromyzontidae
Product: UBA-like domain-containing protein 2
Molecular function (GO): protein binding
Source: RefSeq, a predicted model, not a curated record
UAAAUAUUUAGAUCGCGGCGGGCGGACGGACGGACGCAUUAGCGCAGGCGGCGUCAGCUCACGAGGCCUUGCCGCCCAAUUAACAUCGUAUUCGUUCAAGUAUUCGGUUGGCGGUGGUCGAUUUGUGCUCGCUGUUGUCAUGUCGGUGGAGAUGGACGAGUUGAGGCACCAGGUGAUGAUCAACCAGUUCGUGUUGACCGCUGGCUGCGCCGCGGACCAGGCGAAGCAGCUGCUGCAGGCGGCGCAUUGGCAAUUCGAGACUGCACUGAGUACGUUUUUUCAAGACGGGAAUAUGCCCCAAAGUCAUCAGUACCACCAGAUGAUGGGCACCCCAGCCAACACACCAGCAACGCCGCCAAAUUUUCCCGAUGCGCUGGCCAUGUUUUCGCGACUCAGGACAUCGGAAGCCCUCCAGGGUGGCAGCCCCGCUGCCAUGGCCACCUCGCCGCCAGCCUUUGGCAGCUGUGGCGGCUACAGCAACUACGGUCAGCUAUGGGCCGCGUCAGCCUCUUCCCCACCCAGCAUGGGCGCUCGUGUCCCGAUGUCUGGUGGCACCGUGGCAGCUACAGCAGCGAUGUCUCCUCCCCUCAUGCUCCAUCCCAGGAUGCAACCUGGAGCACCUGCACAAAUGCACUACCAGCAACCGCAAGCAAACCACGUGCCAGAGGCAGAGAGAUGACUUUCAGCACCAAAGGACAACUUUUAGACCUUGUGCAUUCAAGAUUAAUUUUGCAUUGUAAUGGGACGGUUAUUGAAACGUGAAGAAAGCUUGGCUUAAAACUUUCAUUGUUGAUUUCCCUCUUUAUUUGGAAUUGCAGCGUUUUGGAAGGCCGCAAAAUUACAGAAUGGUUUGUCUUGUUUUAGUGCUGUGGUGAAGUAGUUAAUUAUGGUGUUCAUGAUAUUGGGUUUGCAGCAAGCCUGUGUGGUAUAAUUGCAUACUUCAUUUUGUGAAACACAUUUUGAUCAGGGAAAUGUUUAGCUGUCUGGUGUAAAUGUGCGUCAGCUCAUAACUUCGCUUUUUGGUAACGUGGUUUAAACCUCCCAUUAAGCUAAAUAAUGAGAAACAUUUUUUCAAAAUGUAUGCUGCAUCUUUGAUAUACUUUAGGCUUUUGUAAAAAAAUUAUGGGAUUUUAAACAAAAAGCAUGAGAGUGCAAUGUUUAAAAAUGAAAUUUAGCAAAGGUCGUAACUGCACUUAUGUGAAUAAAAUCCGUUUAAUAAUUGCAUAGGAAUAGUUAUUGGUUUAUCAUUAGAGUUAUCUUGUUUUUAUACGUUUUGGAGGAAACUCGAUUAACUUUAAGUAUAACAAGUCUUUUAUUCUCAGUUUUCAUACAAGGAAAAUUCAGUUCUUAUCAGUAUUCCUCAGUGCUGUCAGUGUUUCUUCAUAGCUGACAAGGUGGUUAGUCACAUUUACAUUAUAUUUAAAAUGUAAUUUAAAAAACAUAUCUGAAUUUAAAUAUUUUUUUCUUUCUUUAAAUGCGAAGGUAUGACAACAAAGUAUGAUAUUUGCCAUUAUGAAAUUGCUAUUAACUUGGACCUUUUAAAAAUCUACAAUUGAGAUUACUCAAUUACUUAUAAAAUAAAAUUGUGAUUUCAUUGGCAAGGUGAUAUUAAAUGCUGUAGAAUUAAAUGUUGUAACUAACAUUGGGGAAAGAACCUUUAUAUGAUGCAAACAUCGCCGAUCGUUAGAACCGUCGACGAGCUCUUUUAUAAUGAUGAUUUUACAUUGAUAUUGAAACACUGGUCAGCACACUGAUAACCAGCAAUAGCAUUGCAACACCUAUUGCCAUCAAAACGUCACAUUUUCAUUUGUUUGUCAGGAAACAUUUUUAAAUGCAUGCCAUGGUUUGGCAAUGUAGCACAUUGUUAAUAUAUUGUCAUUUGAGUACGGUGGUUUUUAAUAAUACACUUUAUGUGCGAAAAAAUGAAAAUAGCAUUCAUUGUUUUGGCUGUAUUUGUACAUCCUUUCACCUACAUAGUUUUGUUAAACUUUUUUCCAUACAUAAAUCGUCCUUUCUUUUGGUCAGUCUUUUGUAUUAAAGUUUUCUACCUGCUUUUAUGGCCACAGGGCCAGCCGUGGUUUUCUUAGAGAGGAAGGCAGGCUUUGAACUUGUUUGUGUUUUUCUUUCAUAAAGCACAGUUAAGACCCGCAUAAUAGCACUCCAGAUAAAGUCACCAGCUAAUUGUCAUAAAAUGUGACAAUAAGGCAUCUUAAUCAUGUUGGUUUAAUGCCUUUUAAUGUCAUCUCCGUGAAAUCACCUCUGCAUAUUGUGAUGCAAUUUUGGAGACUCAAGUAGCAUAUUACGCGGGUUCCAAAGUGGCCUACUUAUUUCAUGGAAAUAGUUACUAAUGUAUCGCUUGUAGUGACCGAUUUAUGAUGUGUGUUCCUCGUGCUUGUCGUGCAUCGUCACAAACGUUUGGGAGCGCUGCAUUCAGAGAUUAGCGCAUGGCUUGUGUGAAAAAUAAAAUUCUUAGUUAUUUUUCA